Molecule: messenger RNA, 3672 nt
Organism: Paramecium tetraurelia
Lineage: Eukaryota; Ciliophora; Oligohymenophorea; Peniculida; Parameciidae
Exons: 2
Biological process (GO): lipid transport; transmembrane transport
Cellular component (GO): intracellular membrane-bounded organelle; membrane
Molecular function (GO): lipid carrier activity; ATP hydrolysis activity; ATP binding
Source: RefSeq, a predicted model, not a curated record
AUGAAUUAGUUGUUAACUUUAUUAGGCAAGAAUUUCACGUUACACUUUAGAUCGCGAUAAUUUUGGCUCAAUCUAUAUAUUCCCAUAUUUAGCAUACUUGCUUCUUAAAUGGCUUAAGAAAAAAUAUUUAUAUAAUUGCUUCCUAUAUUUAUUUGCUUGAACAACAACGGAGCAAUCAGAUAAACCAUUCAAUUAUUUGUAUCGGAAAGAACUCGUAAAUCCAAAGAAUUGUAACUUCAGAUUGGAUUGAAUUUAAUUUCAUAUUACUCUUCUUGGAUCAUUACUGCUGUUACUUUUAGCCUUGUGAUUUCAGUAAUUUACUUGAUUCCUUUUUUUAUUAUGUAAUUAAAUGCAGCAGGCUAAGCUUCAGUAGAUGUAAUAAUAUUCAUUUAAGGAGAUAUUCUGUAUAAUAUUGCAUUGUCAUCUUUCAUGCUCUUUUUAAGUAUAUUUUUUGAGAGUCCACUCAAAGCAAGCGAAUUUUUGAGUCUAUUAAAUGUGAUAUUUUCAUUUGCUUCAUAUGUUAACUUUUACCCAUAUCCUGAAUAUUCCUUUUUUGGAUAAUUAACAGCUGUAUUUUUACCUUAAUCAGCUUUUUAAAUGCUUUUGUUUAGUGAAAAUUGGGUUUUUAAUAUAAGAUGGGUUUGCUUAAGUAAAAUUACAUACAUAGCAUUCUUAAUAUUCUAAAUUAUAGUUUAUUUGUUUUGUUUUGUAUACUUUGAUCUAAAUAAAGGAACCCUAAAGAACAAAUUUUGGAAUUGUUUCAAAAAGCAAAAUUAAACUCAUGUUUUCCUUUAAGAUGAUACAUGCGAGUAGAAUAGUGGGAAUAGAAAUUAAUAACUAUAAAAACCAUUUUUAAAUAUACAAUAGGAUUUCGAAAUUCAAGGAUAAUCAAUUAUUAAAGCAGAAAAUCUAGGUUAUCAAAUAGGUGAAUAAUCAAUACUAAAGUCUAUUAAUUUAGAUGUUUAUUAAAAUGAAACUUAUUGUUUAAUUGGUCCUCAAGGGUCUGGUAAAUCCACAUUGAUAAAGAUUCUUUAAGGAUUAACUCAACAAACUUCGGGCACAAUUAAAUUAUUUGGAUUAGAAAUAGAUAAGAACUUAAAAAAAUAAAUUGGUAUAUGUAUGUAAUAAGAUAUUUUGUAUGAAGAUUUAACUGUGUAAGAGCAUCUAUAACUUUAUGGUUCAAUAAAAGGAAUAACUGAAGAAUAAUUAACUAUUCAGAUUAAUAAUAUCCUUAUUUUUUGCUAAUUAGUUGCAGAAACAAAUUUAAAGGCUAGUAAACUAACUAGUUUAAAUUCUAGAAAAUUGUGUAUAGCAAUUUCAAUGAUUGGAAAUCCUCAAGUAUUAUUUUAUGAUGAACCAAGUUAAGACUUGGAUGCAUAAGCAAAAUAGUAAAUUUGGUAAAUUUUAAAAUAAAUUCGAUUAAAUAGAACUAUUGUUUUUACUAGUUUAUAAUUUGAGGAGGCUGAGCAAAUAGCUAAUAGAAUGGGGGUUUUAAUAAAUGGUUAAAUUGUGGCAUAAGGAACUCCAGAGUUUAUUAAAAAUAAUUUUGGAAUUGGUUAUAAUCUGAAUAUGAAAUUCACAGAUGAAAAUCAACUAUUAAUUGAAAAACCAAAAAUCCAAUUAUCAUUAUAAAGAAUUGAUAGUUUAAUAUAAGCUAUUCAAAGAGAUGAAACUACUCUACUUUCUGUAUUACCUAUAAACAAAAUGGAUUAAUUUCAUCAAAUAUUCUCAUAUUUAGAGUAGAAUUCUAAAUGUAUCUUCUCGUUAAAGUAUAAUUAAUUAGAGGAUUGUUAUAAGUCAAUCGACAACUCAGAAGGUUAAGAUAAUAUCGAUUUUAAUGCUCAAGGAAUAUUUCAUUAAUAACCUUAAAUAGAAUUAAGGUCCCAAAUUCAUGGCUUGAUAAAGAGAAAGUUAUUAUUAAUUCUCACUGAGAAAGACAAAUAAAUCAAGUAUAUAUUUUAGUACUUUUUAAUUGCUUUGGCUGUUAUGUUUGGCAUGUUUUCAGCUUUUAGAUUUGUGUUUUUCUAUUUAGGAAUAAAGGCUAUGACAUGUAUUCUAUUUACAGAUUAUUAAUUUGAGGAAAAGAAUACUCAAAUGAAAUAGUUUCUAUUGGCCAGUGGUGUAUCUAUUCGUACAUAUUGGCUAGGUACUCUAUUCACAGAUUUGAUCAUUUCAUUUGUUGAAGGUAUCUACACUGCAGGUUUGUUGUGGAUUUAUAAUGUUGGUCAUUUUGGAUUUCACUUUUUUGCUGUUACUUUGUUAAUAACUAUUUUUGGUUUUAGUUUGAGUUGCUAAGUGAAUUAUUUUAUGUAAAAGUCACAAUCAGGUAACUUAUGUUUUGGCAUAACUUUUUUGACUGUAUUUGUUUUUUAUCUGAUAUUCUUGUGUAUUAUGUUAGGAAUAGCCUUACCUGGAGUAUCUCCUGGUGUAUCUCUUUUAGCUAUGAUGAUGAUGAUAGUUUCACCAUAUAUGGCUUGUUACAUAGGUUUUGGAAUGAGUCCAAGUCUACUGAAUCUAGCUAUUUUUGGUUAUUGGUCUUGUUUAUUAUUUUUACUAAUUGGAGGAGGCUUAUAUUUUUUGAUUUUAAUAACUACAGAAACUAAAUAACACAAAUAAAUAGAAGAAGAAAUGCAUGAUACAAAUCCUGUAAUAGAUUUAUAAGAUGUUCAGUGGAAAUAUGGAUCUAUUGUAACAAGAGAGAAGAUCAAUUUCUAAAUUAAUAAAUAAGAGAUAUAUGGAUUAGUGGGACCUAAAAAUGCUGGAAAGUCACAAUUAAUAAAUUUAAUCAAUAGGUAUGAUCAGCCUGUAAAUGGAAAGAUUAGAAUACGAGAUUAAAACACCCAUGUUGGUUUGGCUCCUCAAUUUUAGAUUUUCAAAUCAUUACUCACUGUACGAUAAAUGCUAGAAUUCUCUGGCAAAAUCAAAGGGUAAUAAAAUCUUGAUUAGAGUAUUGAUAUAUUCUUAAAAGCAUUUGAUAUGUUUGAAAUUAAAUACAAAUAAAUUCAAUAUCUCAAUGAAGCUGAAAUGAGGAAACUCCAUUUGGGUAUGGCAUUGAUGGGAGGUUCAAAUAGGUUGUUUUUAGAUGAAAUACUCUAAGGAUUGGAUCUGAAAUCUAAAAGAAAGGUUUCUUAAAUAAUUCAAUAAACUUCAAUUAACAACGAAGCUGGUAUUCUACUAACAACUUAAUCCAUCUAAGACACCUUAUUAAUUUGCAAUAGAAUUGGAAUUUUCAUUAAUGGAGUUGUAAUAGCUUAAGGAACAAUAAGCGAACUACAAGAUUAACUUGGAAAAUAUGCUAGAUUUAGUGUAAAAACUGUAUUUGGAUACAAAGAAUAAACUCAUGAUUUUAUUUGUUAGACCUUACAAUAAUAAUCGUAUGCUAUAUAACCCAUCUUCGAUGCAAGAGAAAAUUUUUUGUCUUAUAUGAUUCCAGCUUCGUAAUUUAAGAUGUCUAAUCUCUUUUCAUUUUUGUAUUUAGAACUCUAAUUGAAAAGUAAGUUGAUAAAUGAAUUUCAAAUCUAUGAACCAAAUUUAGAAUAAACUUUAGAAUUCUUUGCCUCCUAAUAAAUGAUGGUCUUGAAAGCUUAUCAUUUAAGUUAAAAUGGUUAGGAUGAUUUCAAUUUCGGAUGUGGACUUCGAUCAAUUACAGCUAUGUUUUGUAUAUUCUGGUGA